AUGCUAAUAAAAGUCACUUCUGCUAUUUUUAACAGGAUUAGAAUUUGUAAUAUCAGAAUGUCUAGUAAUUUAAAUAGCACGGAAGCUAUUUCCAGUAAAAUGGAAAAGUUUAGCAUUAAUAGCCCAAAGGACCAGACUAAUUUUAUACUCCAAAUAGUGGAAGAUGAUAUCAAAUCAGGAAAACAUAAGGAAAUUGUGACACGUUUCCCACCAGAACCAAACGGAUUUUUGCACAUUGGACAUGCAAAGUCUAUUUGUUUAAAUUUUGAACUACCAAAAAAGUUCGGUGGAAGAACUCACCUAAGAUUUGACGAUACAAACCCAAUGAGCGAAGAAGUAAUGUACAUCGAGUCGAUAAAAAAUGAUGUAAAAUGGCUUGGUUAUGAUUGGGGAGAACAUUUAUACUAUGCAUCAAAUUACUUUGAUAAACUGUACGAGUGGGCGUUGGUGUUGAUAAGAAAAGGACUAGCAUAUGUAGAUGACCAGUCAGUAGAAGAAAUAAGAGAAUCCAGAGGCUCAUUAACAGUACCAGGAACAGACUCACCAUAUAGAAAUAGAACAGUUGAGGAGAACUUGGAGCUGUUUGAAAAGAUGAAAAAUGGAGAAUUCCCAGAUGGAAAAUGCGUUUUAAGAGCGAAAAUUGAUAUGAAAUCAAGUAAUAUGAAUAUGAGAGACCCAAUUAUGUACCGUAUAAUUAGGACUGAACACCCAAAUACAGGCAAUAAAUGGAUUAUAUAUCCAAUGUACGACUUUGUACACGGACAAUCUGACAGCAUUGAAUGUAUAACUCAUUCGAUUUGUACCACUGAGUUUGAGUUACACAGGCCACUGUAUGACUGGUUUCAGGAACAACUGGGAAUUCUCAAAACAAGACAAAUUGAGUUUGCAAGGCUUAAUCUUUCAUAUUGCGUUAUGAGUAAAAGGCUCUUGUUACACUUGGUGAAUAGUAAAAUUGUUUCCGGGUGGGAUGACCCGAGAAUGCCAACAAUUUCAGGCCUUAGAAGAAGAGGAUGCACUCCGGAGUCAAUUAGGAACUUUUGUAACAAGAUUGGAGUAGCUAAAAGGGAAAAUAUGAUCCAAAUUGAGCUCCUGGAAAACUGCAUCAGAGAGGAUUUGAACAAGGUUUCGACCAGAUUUUUCGCAGUUCUUGAUCCUCUUUUGGUUGAAAUUGAAAAUGUGGACGAGUCAUUUAGUGAAACAGUUGAAGUUCCAUGCAAUAACCCAAAUUAUAACCGGAAGUUAACAUUUUCAAAGCGGAUUUAUGUUGAUCGGAAAGACUUUUCAGAGUCACCUUCAGCAGAUUUUUACCGAUUGUACGAAGGAAAUGAAGUCAGACUUUUUUAUACUUAUUGGAUCAAAUGCGUCAAGGUAGUGAAGAAUGGAGAAGUUGUGGAGAAAUUAGUGUGUGAAUAUGAUCCAAAGACGAAGGGUGGGAAACUGGAAGAUAAAAGUAGGAAAGUAAAGGCGACAAUACACUGGCUAGGAUCAAAUGACUGGUCGGCUGCGACCUUUAGAUGGUAUUCAAGGCUGUUUACAAAGCCUGACCCAAAGGAAGGAACUGAAGGUGAAUUCGGGUGGUUAGAAAAUGUUAAUAAGGAAUCACUUAAAGUAUACAAAGGAAUGGUUGAAAAGACUGCAACGCUACUGAAGGUUGGAGAACCGAUUCAAUUUGAGAGGACGGGGUAUUUUACGAAGGAUCCAGACAGUACAGAUAAUGAACAUAUUUUUAACUUAACGAUAUCACUUGUGGAUUCCUUUGCUAUUUUUUAUAACACUUUGGUGUUAUUCGCAUGGUUGUACGUAGAAGCCUUAAUGGCUUACCACCUGUACAGCCAAACUAGAAAAGGCUUAAAAUUUGACUUCGGACUACUACACAAAGUUGAUAUGUGGAACUUUGUAGGCUAUGCAGUCAAAACCGCAACUCUUCUAAACUCACUUAAUAUUUUAUACUUUUUAGACCGUAAAUCUUCCAAAAGUUUAUUUUUAUCUGAGCUGUACCAUCAUUUAAAGGGCUUUCUGAUGUAUUAUGUAACUUUCAAGCUAUUAAAGGGGCACGAUAACUAUCGCUGGGCAACUGUAAACUUAUCAAUUUGGACUCUUUUGAAUUUAAUGGAGACUCUCACCAGGUACAAUUCCUUUACAGAGAACAAGAAUGAGUUCCUAGAAUGGAUUUACUACAAGCUGUUCAUGUUUCUCUAUCCUCUCCAAUCAGUUUCUGAGGUUUUACUUCUCAAUUCAUCUUUAAAAUUUCUUAAGCACACCGACAGGUUCAAAACAUUCCCUUCGCCCAUGCCUAAUCGUUACAACUUUAGCUUUAAUCUUCAGAUUUUAUACAAAUUGCUACCGCUCCCGAUGUCCCUAACUUCCACCGUUGUAUACUUCAAGAAAUUCAAAUAUAACUAA
This is a messenger RNA of Theileria annulata, 2403 nucleotides long. RefSeq names its product glutaminyl-trna synthetase, putative. The record is from RefSeq and is a predicted model, not a curated record. The transcript is spliced from 8 exons. Bases 1 to 2403 code for a protein of 800 amino acids. Gene Ontology annotation, biological process: glutaminyl-tRNA aminoacylation; translation. Gene Ontology annotation, cellular component: cytosol; cytoplasm. Gene Ontology annotation, molecular function: ATP binding; glutamine-tRNA ligase activity. NCBI's taxonomy places the organism in Eukaryota, Apicomplexa, Aconoidasida, Piroplasmida, Theileriidae.